CGUGCGCGUUGCUGUUGUUUUUUUUCUCUCGCGUGUGAAAAAUCUCAAACCCCACCCUCCCCAGUCCAAAAUCCAAUUUACGAAGAAGGGGACAUAACAUUAUAACACAACUAGAACAGCAUUUUCUCUAAUCCUACUCGCGGGACUCGGAAUUAACAAGAAGAGUGCCCAAAAGUCAACAAUUUCGAUUCUUGCCCCUUUCACCACCAUUACUUCUUCAUUCAUUCAUUCCCCCAACCUUUCUCGUCUCUCUCUCAGAGGGGAUCUAUGACCAGCUGAUGAUGGAUGGUGGCUGGGUAUUCACCUGAAUUUGUUCAUUCGUGAUACCCUUUGAUUGAGUAUCUGAGCAGUGGCCUCCUUGAUUUUCAAUGGCUAACCCAACACAACCUAAUGUUGGGUUCACCCCUGAGAGAGAGAGUUCAAACCCUGAGAAGAGUCCAAUUCCGCCCCCUCCAAGUUUUGUAGCCUCACCACCUGGUUUUCCUCCACCAAAAUUGCAUUUACAGCAAGAUCAAGCUUCUUCCCGUUCCGUUAAAACCCCAAACGUUUUAUCACCAGCCAAUGGGGUUACCACUGGCAGUCCUGUUCCUCACUUGAGCACCCCUCCUGGACCCCCAGUUUUUACGUCGCCGGUCCGUCCAGCUGCUGUUCCGUUUCGUACGUCGCCUGCAUCACCUCAGCCACUUGCAUUUUCUUCCGCCUCUUCUUUGCCAACAUCAUCAUCGCCGCUGCAAUUUUCAAAUGGAUCGUUUGAGUCGCAGCACCAAGUUUCUGAUAGUAUAGAGGACCAUGUUCCCUUGGGAGAGUCAUCCUUUGUUCUCUUUUCAGCUCAUAAGGUAUUGAAACGGAAGAAACAAGCUAAUGUACCCAGUUUGGGUUUUGGGGCAUUGGUCUCUCCUGGGAGGGAGGUUUCAAUGGGCCCUCAGAUAAUACAGCGUGACCCUCAUCGCUGCCAAAGCUGUGGUGCUUAUGCUAAUAUAUAUUGCAACAUAUUGCUUGGAUCAGGCCAGUGGCAGUGUGUUAUAUGUCGGAAACUGAAUGGAAGUGAGGGGGAGUACAUUGCGCACAGCAAGGAAGAUCUUCACAGAUUUCCGGAAUUAUCUUCACCCAUGUUUGACUAUGUUCAAACUGGGAACAAGAGACCUGGUUUUGUUCCAGUUUCAGAUUCCAGAAUGUCUGCCCCAAUUGUUCUUGUUAUAGAUGAAUGUUUAGAUGAACCUCAUCUACACCAUCUACAGAGUUCUUUGCAUGCUUUUGUUGAUUCUCUCCCGCCAAUAACUAGAUUAGGAAUUAUACUAUAUGGUCGUACUGUAUCAGUGUAUGAUCUUUCAGAAGAGGCUAUGGCAUCUGCUGAUGUGCUUCCUGGGGACAAAUCACCAAGUCAAGAAUCUUUGAAAGCAUUGAUUUAUGGUACUGGUAUAUACUUGUCACCAAUGCAUGCUUCGCUGGCUGUUGCACAUUCCAUAUUUUCAUCAUUGAGGGCAUAUAAAUUGAAUGUACCAGAAGUUUCUCGUGAUCGGUGCCUAGGAACUGCUGUUGAGGUUGCUCUUGCUAUAAUUCAGGGCCCAUCUGCUGAUCUGUCCCGGGGGGUGGUCAAAAGGUCAGGGGGAAAUAGUAGAAUUAUUGUCUGUGCUGGCGGACCAAACACUUAUGGGCCUGGAUCUGUUCCUCAUUCUUUUAGUCACCCUAAUUAUCCUUACAUGGAAAAGACAGCAAUUAAAUGGAUGGAGAAUCUUGGUUGUGAGGCUCAUCGACACAAUACUAUAAUUGAUAUUUUAUGUGCUGGAACAUGCCCUGUAAGAGUUCCUAUCUUACAUCCUCUUGCAAAAACAUCAGGUGGAGUUUUGGUUCUCCAUGAUGAUUUUGGGGAAGCCUUUGGUGUUAAUUUGCAAAGGGCAUCUGCCAGAUCAGCAGGCUCUCAUGGUUUGUUAGAAUUGCGCACGUCAGAUGAUAUUCUCAUUACUCAAGUUGUUGGUCCUGGGGAAGAGUCACAUGUAGAUACCCAUGAAACAUUUAAAAAUGACACUGCUCUUUAUAUUCAAAUGCUAAGUGUUGAGGAAACACAAAGUUUCUCUCUCUCCAUGGAAACUGAAGGAGAUAUCAAAAGUGAUUUUGUCUUUUUUCAAUUUGCAAUUCAGUAUUCAAAUGUGUAUCAAGCUGAUGUGUCGAGGGUCAUUACUGUUAGACUGCCAACGGUAGAUAGUAUUUCUGCAUAUCUUGAGAGUGUUCAGGAUGAAGUGGCCGCUGUACUCAUUGCAAAAAGAACCCUGUUACGAGCCAAAAACCAUUCUGAUGCAAUUGAUAUGCGAGCAACAAUAGACGAAAGAAUCAAGGAUAUUGCUCUAAAAUUUGGCUCCCAAUUACCUAAAUCUAAACUUCAUAGCUUCCCUAAGGAGCUUUCUCUCCUACCGGAGCUCCUUUUCCAUCUCAGGAGAGGACCACUAUUGGGAAGCAUUAUUGGCCAUGAAGAUGAGAGGUCUGUGCUGAGAAACUUGUUUCUGAAUGCAUCCUUUGAUCUAUCACUCAGAAUGGUAGCUCCUCGUUGUCUAAUGCACAGGGAGGGGGGAACUUUUGAGGAGCUACCGGCGUAUGAUCUUGCUAUGCAGUCUGAUGCUGCUGUUGUACUUGACCAUGGCACUGAUGUCUUCAUUUGGUUGGGUGCUGAACUAGCAGCUGAUGAAGGAAGAAGUGCUGCUGCUCUAGCUGCAUGUAGGACAUUGGCUGAAGAACUGACUGAAUACCGUUUUCCAGCACCUCGAAUCCUUGCAUUUAAGGAGGGUAGCUCCCAGGCUCGAUAUUUUGUCUCUCGUCUCAUUCCUGCUCACAAGGAUCCUCCUUAUGAGCAGGAGGCAAGAUUCCCACAACUGAGGUCGUUGACAUCAGAACAGCGAACAAAGCUGAAAGCCAGUUUUGUUCACUUCGACGAUCCUAGUUUCUGUGAAUGGAUGCGAAGUUUGAAAGUGGUGCCACCACAACCAAGUUGAUGUUGGAGACCACCUAAAGGGUCUUGGGUGCAUGUUCCAACUCGUUCGUUAUUCUUUGUUAAGUUGGUGAAGCCAAGUUUGUUUGCAUGAUUUGGGGAACACAAUGAGAUCUUGCAGAUGUCCCCCGAGACUCUCGCCUCAGUGCCUCCCUCCCAUUCAUUUUGUUCACUUAAAACGUCCAAAAAAUUGCAAGGUGCAAAAAAAGCUUUUUUUUGGGGGGUGGGGUGGGGUGGGGGGAGGGAUGACUGUGACAAAGAAAUUUUUCACAAUUUUCGGUUAAGAUGUUACCAUAGAGCAAUAAAAGGAUUUCUCGUUAUUUAUAUUUAUACCACUUGUUGGCUGCCAAGUGUUUUAUUCAAUCUCUUUCUUUAGUCUCUCAUUCCUAGUGCCUGCUUGUUUUAGAUUUUGUAAAUUUUAACUACUGAACAUGAUUGAGAUGCGUUUAAACUAUUGAACAUGAUUGAGAUGCGUGUCAGAAUUAGUUUUAGUUAGAAGUUUUAUAUUGAAAUGUGACUCUGCGUUUGGAGAA
Glycine soja is the source of this 3513-nucleotide messenger RNA. RefSeq names its product protein transport protein SEC23-like. NCBI's taxonomy places the organism in Eukaryota, Viridiplantae, Streptophyta, Magnoliopsida, Fabales, Fabaceae. The transcript is spliced from 7 exons. Gene Ontology annotation, cellular component: COPII vesicle coat; endoplasmic reticulum exit site. The coding region runs from base 369 to 2984 and encodes 871 amino acids. The record is from RefSeq and is a predicted model, not a curated record. Gene Ontology annotation, biological process: intracellular protein transport; endoplasmic reticulum to Golgi vesicle-mediated transport; COPII-coated vesicle cargo loading. Gene Ontology annotation, molecular function: GTPase activator activity; zinc ion binding.